GCUGGGGUUCUCAUCAUAGCAAUAGAAAGAAGAAGAAAUCAAGAAUCACCAUCUUAGAAGAAAGAGAGAUCCCUCAUUAUUAUUAUUUUCCCACCUUUAAUUUUUCUCCAAAGCACAAGAACCACUUCUUCCGGGAUUUGCAAAGCUUCUUUCUUUCUUUCUUUCUUUUCUCUCUCUCUUAAGGAAAGAGGAAGAAGAAUCAGCAAGAAUUGAAGCAUGGGAAGCAGUUAUUUUGGAGAACCAAACAUGAACAAUGAAAGUAGUAGAGGAGGAUCUUCAAGAAAAGGGAAGAAGAACAACCAAGAGAAGCAACCAAAGCAACCACAAAGAGGACUUGGUGUUGCUCAAUUGGAAAAGAUUAGAUUACAUGGUGAAAUUGCUUCUACUUACAAUAAUCCUAAUCACCCUCCUCUUCAUCAUCAUCAUCAUCCAUCUAAUUACCCCUCUAAUUUCACCAAUGAAGAUCCAAGAGUGCAAACACCAUACUACUCAUCAGUGCCAUCAUCAUCAUCAUUUUCUUACUCAUCUUCAUCUACAUCAUACUCAUCACCCUCCUAUGGAUUCCAACCCAACGUUGUGAUGGGCCUACAAGAAUAUGAAAGGACAAACAUGAGAUAUGGAGAUUCUCAGACAACUAAUACAGCAAGAUGGGAACAUGCAAAUGCCAUCAUGGAGCCUCAGCACAACACUACUACUAUACCUUUUCUUAGCCUAUAUGACUCACAAAAGCAUAGAGAUGGUUCAAGCAGUCAGAACUCUGAAUCAAGUGACAAUCAAGAACCAGAUUUGGAGCUAAGAUUAUCUCUUUGAUCAACUGCCACUUGCGGUUCUAGUAAUUGUAAUGUGCUAUUUUAUUCAAUCACAUAACAUUAGAAUUGCAAAAGGUACAAUAUAAUAUAAUGAUGAACAGGCCAAUUUGUUUUUGGUUUCAAAGUUUCAUCCAAAGAUUAUUAUCAUCAUAUCAUAUACAUCCCUUAGCUUGUGUAUUGAAACAUAGAUUGACUCUUU
Molecule: messenger RNA, 1008 nt
Organism: Arachis stenosperma
Lineage: Eukaryota; Viridiplantae; Streptophyta; Magnoliopsida; Fabales; Fabaceae
Product: protein SPEAR3
Exons: 5
Coding region: 217-810 (197 amino acids)
Molecular function (GO): DNA-binding transcription factor activity
Source: RefSeq, a predicted model, not a curated record